Messenger RNA from Colias croceus (clouded yellow), 869 nucleotides. Its product is annotated as zinc finger protein 85-like. Gene Ontology annotation, cellular component: nucleus. Gene Ontology annotation, molecular function: RNA polymerase II transcription regulatory region sequence-specific DNA binding; DNA-binding transcription factor activity, RNA polymerase II-specific. The record is from RefSeq and is a predicted model, not a curated record. NCBI's taxonomy places the organism in Eukaryota, Metazoa, Arthropoda, Insecta, Lepidoptera, Pieridae. Gene Ontology annotation, biological process: regulation of transcription by RNA polymerase II. The transcript has 2 exons. Bases 165 to 731 code for a protein of 188 amino acids.
AAAUGCCAUCAACUAAAAUAUUGAAUUGAAUUGAAUUUUUCAAAUACAUCCAGGGUUUAGUAUUAUUUAUAUUUCAACGCACUAUAAGGAUUUAUAAAGUACCUAUAAACAUAAAUCUAGCAGCGUAAUUGUGUCAAUAACUUAAAAAUAAUAAUUACGGGACAAUGGAAGUUUUGGAAGAAGAAAAUCCACUGGAGACAUCAAUUAAGAUAAAUAAUUACAAUGGGGUUUAUAACACUAAAACUAAUUGCGCUGGGAGACCAUCAACAAGUAAAAGUAUUAAAUUUAGUGAGCAACCCAAGUCGAUAAUUUCAAAAAUGCUUUUAUCAGAACGACAGAUGAUAGACAAUUCAUCACCUGAAUCCAAACAUAAUUCUAUCCUAGAAAACUCCAUUCAAACUCAUGAACGAGGGUCUAUGAAAAAUAAAUGUAAAAAUGGUGAAGGUGUGAAAUUAUAUUCAUGUGCAGAAUGUUCAUAUUCAACCAAAGUCUCAUCAAAUUUGACUAAACACAAAAGAACACAUUCCCACCAAAAAUUAUAUCUAUGUGAUGAAUGUACAUUUAGUACAAAAUUUUCUAAUUCUCUUAAUGUACAUAAGCGCCUUCAUUCUGAUAAGAAACCAUUUAAUUGUCAGUAUUGUGAAUAUAGAUGUAAUAGUAGUUCUAAUUUAAAAAAACAUAAAAGUUAUAGACAUUCAGAUAAAUUAAAUAUGCUUAAAUCUCAAAAUUGAUAAAAUUUUCUACAUAAUAUUGAAGAUGCUUAUAUCAUAAGAAUAUAAUAUAUUUUAAGACAUUUUAAACUAGUCAAAUUGUGAUAUUAAGGUAAAUAAAAUAAGUCCAAAGGUAAAUAAAUAAAAAAAAUCUCCAAA